Cydia pomonella (codling moth) is the source of this 1347-nucleotide messenger RNA. RefSeq lists its product as uncharacterized. Lineage: Eukaryota; Metazoa; Arthropoda; Insecta; Lepidoptera; Tortricidae. The record is from RefSeq and is a predicted model, not a curated record. Bases 478 to 1074 code for a protein of 198 amino acids. The transcript has a single exon.
AGACCUUUACCAAGUAUGGCGUGAUUUACAAAAAAAUUGUAAAAAAAGCACAGAAAUUCAUAAGCGCCGAGAGCAUGAUUUUCAAAUGAAUUUGGAUAAUUUGUUUGAUAUUGCACAUGCUGAUGCUCUUCAGAUGAUAAAGAUUGAGGAAGAUAAAGUAUUUUUACAGCAACAGAGAGAACCGGGGCGUCAGGGUUGUCUAGCAGGAGUCGACCAAAAGUUGUCAGGAAAGGAAGAUCGAGCUCGCCAACGGAAAAUAGAUGAAGAGAAAAGAAGAUUAAAGGCCACAUCCAUUCCUGAAUCUUCAUCAUCAUAUGAUUAUGUACCGCUGGAUCAGAGCCCUACGUCUUCUGUUUUAUCAGAUCGUUCUCUAGAUGAACCCGCAUUGACAUUACCUGUUGCUCCCCAAGUUACCGUUGUUAAAAGGGGCCGAAAGGAUUCGCGACUUCUUAUGUAAAACCAUGGCUUCAGUGCAAUAUGGCAGUUAAAGCUCCUCACCAGGAUUUGUGCUUUCUGAAAACCUUGAAGAGGUAUGAAGCAAUUGAUAAGGCAAUUUCAAAAGCGGCUUUAGAUAAAUUCUGCAAACACUUGUGGUAUAUGACGGAUGAGGUUGCGAUUAUGGCAAUUUUCGACGAAGAAGUAGGUGUUGAAGUGAAAAUGAGGAUGGUUUCUAAACUAGAGUGUGAUAACGAGAAGCCGCAUCAACAGGAAAAAAGAUAUAUUCCAUCUAAACAAGAAAUGGCUAAAACUUUAUUUAGUAAAAGCAUGGAUGAUUUCGUGUCAACAAAGAGUAAAGACUUGUUUACUCGCUUGAAAAUUGACACCAGCUUUUUGAGGGUCCCUGUUUUCAUGUGGAACCAAGAUGAUGCUUAUUUAAAUGCUUUAUCUAAAAUCUCAAAUCUUCGAGCUGUAAAUGAUACAGCAGAAAGGGCGGUUAAGCUGAUGCAAGACUUUCACGGAUUAAUAACGGCGGACGAAGAGCAAAAACAAUUUCUAUUGCGUUGUGUUCAGGAACACAGAAAGCUUUAUCCUGACUGUAAAAAAGCUACUUUGCGAAAAAUGUAUCCCAAAUAAGUAUAAUAUAACUGUAUUUCAUGAUUAUUAUGUUGAUUUGAACUUAUUUUCCUAUUUGUUUUUGAAUUUUGGAAUAAAAUGGGAAGUACGAGUUUAAGGUGCGUACUAAAAAAAUUGACACAACUUUAAAGCCAAGUCGGCACGGGUUCCCGUUGUAACAAAGGUUGGAAAUUUCGCAGGUACGUUUUUUAAAGCAUUUCUAAUAAUAUUGAGGGGUAUGCGUUCCAAAAAAAAAAAAAUUUUUUUUUUUGCUCAUAUAAGGGACACCCUAAU